Ambispora leptoticha is the source of this 2778-nucleotide messenger RNA. The record is from the annotation of a GenBank genome assembly. NCBI's taxonomy places the organism in Eukaryota, Fungi, Glomeromycota, Glomeromycetes, Archaeosporales, Ambisporaceae.
AUGGGUGUCCGCGAUGCAGAUGAGUGCGAAACACUCGAAAUAAGCUCCACCCGUUUAGAGCUCGAAACAUCACGAAUAUUAGAUUCCGCCUCAGCCGUUGACGACACAAGUCGUCAACAGCCAAGAGAAAGAACCUCAUCACCAACUACUCCUACCUCGUUAGAGAAAGCAUCUCUCCUUAAUAAUAACAUUCUUAAUAACAACAUUAACCACUCAUCACCUCCAAAACGAAAAUUACAUCAAAACCAAAAAUCACCACAUAAAUCUUUGACAGGGCAUGCUUCCGCCUCGUUAUCUUGCUCUAUAUCAAUCUUUAUCAUAUUUAUUGUUACAAUCGUUUUAUUGGGAGCUACAUUAGAUUCAUUUUUAAACCAUCAAAAAGAUUCGAAGGGUUGUCUUGUAUCUUAUAUGCGUCCUUCAUUCAUAAAGCAAAAUGGCUUUGAUAGCGAACAAACUAGAUUUGCCGGAAAAUAUGGCCUAUAUUUAUACAGAGAAUUGGGCUUAGAUAUUAGUGAAGAGCCAACUGGAAUUCCUGCGUUAUUUAUACCGGGAAAUGCUGGAAGUUAUAAACAGGUGCGAUCAAUUGCAGCUGAAACUGCAGUGUUAUAUUAUGAAUCGAUGUCUCAAGAACCAAAACAUUGGGAACAAGGUGUUCGAGGAAUUGAUUUUUUUACAGUUGAUUUUAAUGAGGAAUUUUCGGCAUUUCAUGGACAUUCAUUAUUGGAACAAGCUGAAUAUCUCAACGACGCGAUUAGAUAUAUUUUAUCUUUGUAUCCAACUGUACGAAAGCAUCAAUAUAGUCAUCCAUCUCAACCACAUCCUGACCCUGCUUCAGUAAUCAUAAUUGGUCAUUCGAUGGGCGGAGUUGUUGCACGUACCCUCUUCACUAUGCCAAAUUAUCAACCAGGCUCAAUAAAUACAAUAUUGACUAUGGCAACACCGCACCUUUUACCGCCAGCUCCUUUUGAUUGGCAGAUUAGCAAAAUCUAUACGGAUAUUAAUGAAUUUUGGCGAAAUGGAUAUUCGAGUAAUGCGUCUCCAUCAAACUCUUUAUCAGACGUCACAUUAAUUUCAAUUGCCGGUGGAACUCUUGACACAAUAGUCUGUUCUGAUUCAGCUAAUAUAAAUUCGUUGGUGCCUGCUUCACAUGGAUUUACUGUUUUCACCACAUCCAUUCCUACUGUGUGGACUUCGAUGGAUCAUCAAUGUAUACUUUGGUGUAAUCAAUUUGUAAAAGUUGUAGCUAAUACUUUAUUGAACAUUGUUGAUAUUAGACGUGCUAGUCAAACAAAAACUAUUUCAGAAAGAAUGUCGAUAUUUAGAAAGUUUCUGUUAACUGGAUUAGAAGUCGGGUUUCCCGAAAUUGAAGCUCCAAAGAAAAAAUUAGAACCAUUUGGAAUAAUAAGUCUGGAAAAAGAUUCAAAUACAUUUUUGGACAUGGGUCAAAGAUUAGUAUUGGAAAAAUUGGGAUCAGCACCAAAAGUUCAUUUGAUGCCUAUACCUCCGACAGCUCCUCACUCUACCCUGAAUACAUUUUCCUUGUUGACGGAUCAAUCACUUGGAAAAGAUUCCCUUGUCGAUGUGCUUUUAUGUGAUAUCAUGCCUACAGAAGUGCGCGAAUCAAUUAAAAAUAAUUCUUCCACCAAUAAUAUAGUUUUAUCCACAGCUCCCCGAUUGUCAUGCCAUAUUGCAUCCGGUGAUGCUAUUGCUGUUCCAGCUUCGGGGAAAGAUGAUGAAUACCCAUAUUCCGGAAGAACAUUUAGUUUUUUAAAAUUGAAGGUCAAAGAUUUGGGAGAUUAUCAAUAUAUAGCCAUAAUUGAUCAAGAUGGAAAAGGGACUGGUGGUUUUCUAUUGGCUGAAUUUUAUGACGAGCACUCGACAAUUAAUUCUCUUGAUACCUCUAUCAAAGAAUUAAUUAUGGAGGGAAUACAUGUUGAUGCUGUCUCUGAAAAUCAUUCACUUGUCUCAGUUUUACGGAUACCGAUUAUUGACAGUAGCCUUUUGACAUAUAAAAUGACUAUUAAUCGACAUGGAUGCUCUGAUGGCCUUUUUGCUCCGUUCCUUCGUCAGUCGAUUUCGUCUAUGUAUGAGUCGAAAUUUCUUGUGAACAUCAAACAUGCAGAUAUCAACAUCCAUGGACAAGCUCCUUUUGUUACACCUGUGAGUGCGCCGCAUCUACGUAGAGGGCUCGAAUUGCAAUUCUGGAUGGAUCCUACGUGUCACGCCCCAUUAUCUUUAGAUAUUGAAUUUGAUUUGUACGGGAGCUUGGGUAAAAUCGUAAUGCGAUUCCAAACAGUUUUGGUCGCAUUUCCUUUUAUGGUCGUUAUAUUAACACUCAGAGCGCAAAUAAGAGAGUAUAAUCGUGGAGAACCUUUCUACAGUUUUGGUCACGCAUUGCAUCUAUUUAUUAGCCAAACAAUGCCAAUUUUUCUUUUAAUGAUAUCUUGUUUAUCCAUUUAUCAGUCUGUCACUCGAGCAUCGAAAACUUAUUCAUUAGCAGAUCUGUUUCCUGUAGACACUACGCCAGGAGACAUGCAUAAAGUUAUUAAAGCAAAAGCUUCAUUCAAUGUGAACGAUACAUUAUUGGGAAAUCAUGAUCCAUUUUUUUGGUUUUUACCGCCCUUAUUCUUUCUUAUGAGUGUGGGCAUUACAGCAUUUUGUUAUGCACUGUUAUCAAUUCUUGUGAGAUCGUUGGCUAGUAUAACAUCAUUCAUUAGUCAAAGAAGGCCGUCAGUUGCUAGAUUCGUCGGCAGGCAAGAACCUUUGAUUUUUAUUUGA